Molecule: messenger RNA, 903 nt
Organism: Botrytis fragariae
Lineage: Eukaryota; Fungi; Ascomycota; Leotiomycetes; Helotiales; Sclerotiniaceae
Product: putative oxidoreductase - protein
Exons: 2
Coding region: 1-903 (300 amino acids)
Molecular function (GO): oxidoreductase activity
Source: RefSeq, a predicted model, not a curated record
AUGUCUGGAAUCACGAAAGUUGCGUUGGCAGGAGCUUCUGGCAAUCUUGGUCCAGCAAUCCUUGAUCAGCUUAUUAAGGCUGGCUUUCAAGUCACAGUACUUACUCGACAAUCGAGCACUCACAAAUUUCCAUCACCUGUUACAGUCAAGGAAGUCGACUACGACUCCCUCGAAUCACUCACCAAUGCUCUUACAGGACAAGAUGCUGUUGUAUCCACUCUCGCCUCAGCUAGUUUAGACAAGCAGCUUCUUCUCGUUGAAGCAGCAGCUAAAGCUCAUGUCAAGCGCUUCAUUCCCUCUGAGUUUGGAUCCAAUACACCUAGAGAAAAUACUGGAGCCUUGCCAGUUUUCCAACCUAAAAUUGCUGUCCAAAAUGCUCUCAAGAAGCAGGUUUCUAGCGAAUUUUCAUACACUCUUGUGGUAAAUGGUGCAUUUCUUGAUUGGGGCUUGUCAGUUGGAUUUGUUAUGAGCGCAAAGGGAAAAAGCAUCACACUUUAUGAUGGGGGUAAUCGAACUUUCAGUACCACUACUCUUCCAGACAUCGGACGAGCUGUAGUUGGUAUACUCAAGCACCCAGAGGAGACAAAGAAUCGCGCGGUCUAUAUUCAAAGUUACGCAACUACUCUCAAGAAUCUCGCGGAUAUUGGAAAGAAGGUUUUAGGAUCAGAAGGUUGGACUGAGAAUAUUGCGUCGGUUGAUGACAUCGUAGCGGGCGCAUGGGAAGAAUUGAAGAAACCACAGCCGGACCCACAUAAAUUCGCCAUGCCAUUCAUUAUUGCUUCAAUCUGGGGCGAGGGAUAUGGAUCGCACUUCGAGGCCUAUCACAAAUUGGACAAUGAUCUCUUGGGAAUCAAACAAUUGAGCGAGCAUGAAUUGGAAGAAUUGAUUAAGAGUUUGGCAUAG